Sebastes umbrosus (honeycomb rockfish) is the source of this 1834-nucleotide messenger RNA. Its product is annotated as 85/88 kDa calcium-independent phospholipase A2-like. Gene Ontology annotation, biological process: positive regulation of ceramide biosynthetic process; cardiolipin acyl-chain remodeling. Bases 315 to 677 code for a protein of 120 amino acids. The transcript is spliced from 5 exons. The record is from RefSeq and is a predicted model, not a curated record. Gene Ontology annotation, cellular component: mitochondrion. NCBI's taxonomy places the organism in Eukaryota, Metazoa, Chordata, Actinopteri, Perciformes, Sebastidae.
UUGUGUCUAGAAGGAAGCCCCCAAACCGCGAAAUCCGAUCUGAGAUCUGCAAAAACUCUCGCGAGAUUUGCUGCCCGACGGCCCAUCCUAACUUUAACUAUUCCAGAUCAAUGCCCAACAUUAACAGUCUCGCGAGAGUUUCCCCGGUUUGGGGGCUACCCUCUAGCCUCUACCCAGAAAAGGCGUCACAGAGACCCCUAGCGGUCUUUCAGGAGACCGAAGAGGACAGUCAGUAUUCAGCUAGCUGAAGCUUUCUGCUGCAGGUAGUGGGUGUCCAUCAGCGCUCUCAAGUGUGCUCCUGAGGUGUCCAUAAGAUGCUGGAUGUCUGCCUGCUGACUCACAGUAAACCUCUUCAGGUGGUGGUGAGCUCUGUGGAUGUUUUCCGACCCUCCAACCCUCUGGAGCUGGCCAAGAGCUUCGCGGGAGCCAAGGAGCUGGGCAAGAUGCUGGUGGACUGUUCUACAGACUCUGAUGGCUGUGCAGUGGACAGAGCCGGAGCCUGGUGUGAAAUGAUCGACACCAUCUACCACAGAUUGAGUCCCCAGCUGUCUCAGGAGGUGAUGCUGGAUGAGGUGAGUGACGCGGUCCUGGUGGACAUGCUGUGGGAGACCCAGAUGUACCUGUACGAGAAGAGGGAAAACCUGCAGUCUCUGGCAAAGGUGCUGCUGAACAAAUGAAAGCACCAGAAACAUCACACGGAGGAGGAGGCUGCGAAGAGCAGAGGAGAUGGAGAAUAUGGAAGCUGACGGCAGAGACCCGUGAGCGGAGUCAAAAGAUGAGCGAGCCAUGUGAUUCAAGAUUGUAACGUCUGUGUUGGUGUGCUCUUUCUUUCAAACUCCUUGACCGCAAUGACUCUCAUAUUUACGCUGAAAUGUCAGGAGCAAAUGUGUGAAUCAAGAUUAACGUAGCCUACUGAACAGCAAGUUAUGUAGCAUCAUGCGACCGUAUCACUGACCUUAUCAUCACUAUAAUGGUUCAUUAAGUUUGUACAUAAACCGGUGAAGGAGAGCGUGACGUUUUCUCAUCUUUGAUGUGUGAAUACAGAGGAAAUGUAGGAGGAAGUGGUGGUAUCAAACUCAAAGUAGCACACACUGACUGCUAACUGUCAACCCCUCCACCCCCCCUCUCUCUCUCUCUUUAGUGUUGGGUUACAACUCUUAUUGUUUGUGAUUAAACUGUAACACUCCUCCUCAUUCCUCCUCCUCUUGUUCCUCUUUUUAACCCACGUAAAUACUAAGAAACUCAUUAUACAGACAUGUCAUAUAAGGCCAUAUGAUCAAGGGGACCUUGCAGUACUAUUACACCAUAUGCAGUGUACAUGUACUGUAGCACAGUGUGGAUGGUGGUGACGAUGAACCAGCUCUGCCUUAUAUGUCAGGGACCCACAUUUGUACCAUUUCCUUUCUUUUCUCCACAACACAUUUCCAGGUCUUUACUAUACAAGUUAUUUAUACUGACUUUAAACACAAUACGCCCACAAAUAACUUGCUUGCUCACUGUUACAACCUCUCAGUCUACUGUGUCUUGAGCGCAUAUUUAACACGUACUGGACUUAAAACUAGACUUGAAGAUUCAAUUUACUUGAAAGAGAAAGAAACAGAAGACCCACUGCUACUUGCACAACAAAUGAUUUCCUAUGUUUUUUUGUAUUUGGAUUAAUUACUGAAGUGUAUACUUGUAUGGUAAUACAAUAUAUUAAUAUGGACUUAAGUUGCUGUUUUGUUUCUUUGUUAUAAGAUAAAAUAAGAUAAUCCUUUAUUAGUCCCACAGCGGGGAAAUCUGCAGGAUUACAGCAGCAAACGGGGACAGUCCAAACAACAAGAGGCAUCUGUAA